Betta splendens (Siamese fighting fish) is the source of this 1073-nucleotide messenger RNA. It is a transcript of the gene snapc5, whose product is annotated as small nuclear RNA activating complex, polypeptide 5. The record is from RefSeq and is a predicted model, not a curated record. Gene Ontology annotation, biological process: transcription initiation at RNA polymerase III promoter; transcription by RNA polymerase II. Gene Ontology annotation, cellular component: nucleus. The transcript has 4 exons. NCBI's taxonomy places the organism in Eukaryota, Metazoa, Chordata, Actinopteri, Anabantiformes, Osphronemidae. Bases 208 to 600 code for a protein of 130 amino acids.
GAUAUGACCACAUAACCAGAGGAACCAAACUUGUGCUAGCGUUAGUAGCAGUAGCUAAUUGUAGCAUAAUAGCAAAGUUAGCAUCUUACACAAAAGCUGCAGGAAAUACACUGUAGUGUGUUGGCCGCUGUCGUCGUUGGUAUGAAGCUGUAAACACAUUUCUGAACAAAGCUGAGGAAUGGUCUGACUGCCGCAGCCCCAGGAAAGAUGCACAGCCGGCUGCAGGAGCUGAAGAAGGAAGAGAAGACGCUGCUGAAAAUCAAAGUCAUGCUCCAGGAGCAGCUGAACAGGCUGAAGUUUGAAGAAGGAGCCUUGAAAUCUAUUAUUAAUGCUCAAUCUGAAGAAGGAGCUUCUCAACAUGUGUCCCCAGCAACUGAGGCUUAUAUUAACCUUGAUGACGAGAGUGAGAUCAAUCAAACCAAACUGCGACUGAAUGCUAUUGUAGAUUAUGAUAUGGAGGAGGAGGAGGAGGAAGAAGAUGACAAUGAGGAGGAGGAAGAGGAGGAGGAAGAUCAAGACGCCGGUCACGAAGAUGACGACCAGCGUGCGUAUAGGCUUCAGUACGGGCUCGAAGCGGAUGAGGAGGACGAUGAUUACUAAGAAUCAAAGUGUUACAUGGAGCUUAAAUAUUUGCACCUUUCAAUGAAGAACCAAAUGUAAACAUGACGGUUGUUUAUUUGUUCCCCUGAUUUUUCCCAUCACUUCUAAAACGUAUUUAUUUGUAUGAAGUGAGUGAACGUGGCAGUGUAAUGAUGUGUGGUGCAAACAGUAUUUGCUCCUUUGCCUGGUUUAGGGCACUUCAUCAGGAUUUCAAACAUUGUUAGAAUUUACAGUUUUCUGGCAGAUAUUUGCUGAAAUGCAGUAAGAGAGUAUUAAUAGGUGCUUAUACCAUGAUAGAUGUACUGUGCAUCUAGAGAACAAGAAGGUGAGAAUUAGUUUCACUCGAGAAUCAAAUGUUGAGACUUCUUUGUUAGCCUGAAAAUGUAUGGCUGGGCCAUAUGGUAAGAUAGGGUGUAUGCAUUAUGUAAGAAGAUAUAAUUAUAAGCACAAAAUAAAAUGAUUCGCGUAAAGUC